Molecule: messenger RNA, 1025 nt
Organism: Schistosoma turkestanicum
Lineage: Eukaryota; Metazoa; Platyhelminthes; Trematoda; Strigeidida; Schistosomatidae
Source: the annotation of a GenBank genome assembly
GUCAUACGGUUGAUUGAUACAAGGCGCACUGAACCCAAAGUUUAACUUUCUUUUUCUCUCAAUUACAUGCAGUUUCCUCCAUUCUCAGUCAACAAUUUCUUCAUAAUCUUGCGUCAUCUUUCAUCAACUUCAACCUACAAUACCAGUAAUGCAUAUACAAGUUUUAUUCAUUCGAGAUUUCAUGAGGUCAAGUCUGCAAAACCGGAACUAUCAAAUUUAGAUGUAAUCAAGAAGUUAGCAAAAGCGUACAAAUCCCUUCCCAAUGAAGAAUUAGAAAGAUUGAAGUCAGAAGUAAAAGAACAUCAAUCUCAUCUUAAAAAAGCAACCAAGUUUGCUUAUCUAAAUGGAAUGCCAAAAAGUCCACCGAAUUCUGGAUUCAAAGUUUUCAUAAGAGAACAACUAAAGAACUCUAAGGGUACACCAAUAUCUCAAAUGCAAAAUGAAUUUAAGGAUACUGUAAAACAAUGGUCAUCAUUACCUCAAUCUAAACAGAUUGAAUAUAAUAAUAUAGCCAAAGAUUUAAAACAUGAAUAUGAAACAAAACUUAAAGAAUGGGCAAUUGAAAAUAAACUUGGUCAUACAAAACGUGCAUCAAUACUUGCUGAUAGAUUUUAUAAAACAUAUUAUCCAAAAUAAACAACAGGUAGCUAUUUCACAAUCGAUGGAUGAAUUGCGAAAUGUACUACUUACUACUACUAGUAGUAAGUAGUACUCGUGAAAAUAUUGAAUUUUUUGAACUUUUUUUUAAGAGAAAGAGAGAGCUAGUAAAAUAGAGAACACUGAUUCGUUUUUGUGUAAAUAUUAUUAUUAAUAUUAUUGUUAUUAUAUAAUUGUCUGUUUAUCUAACUAUUUUUUGCAGCAGCCAUUCAUUUUUGUAUUUCACUUGCCUAUUUCAAUUCUGCUUUGAAGUGUUUGUUUGUUUAUCUUUUCCCUUGUCUUUAUAAGAAAGAGUAAACAACGCAUUUCAAUUAUCUUAUAAAUUAUUGUCAUUUUUUGUCAGUUAUAAAAUAAAUCAUGUUGGUUUA